AACAGAUUAUGAUGGCUUUGCCUAAUAUAGAGAGAAGUGAGCUACUUCAGGCUCAAGCACACAUAUGGAACCAAACAUUUAACUUCAUAAGCUCUGCAACAUUGAAAUGCGCAAUUCAACUUGGCAUACCAGAUAUCAUCCACAACCAUGGCCAACCCAUUCCUCUCUCUGAGUUGCUCACCGCGCUACCAAUCAACCCCACAAAAGGCCAUUGCAUCUAUCGCCUAAUGCGCAUUCUUGUUCGUUCCGGUUUCUUUGUUCAGCAAAAAGUUACUGGAAAUGAGCACGAAGUUGAGUAUCUCCUCACACCUGCUUCUCAGCUUCUCAUAAAGGACCACCCCUCGAGUUUGAAACCAUUUUUACUAGCCAUGCUUGAUCCAAUUAUAACAAAUCCAUCCAACUUUAUCAGCACUUGGUUCCAAAAUGAGGAUCAAACCCCAUUUUACACGGCUAAUGGGGGGACACUUUGGGACCAAGCUGGGCAAGAGCCGGUGCUGAACAAUUUUUUCAAUGAGGCCAUGGCUAGUGAUGCCCGGUUGGUGGCUAGCAUGCUGCUUAAAGAGUGUAAGGGAGUGUUCGAGGGGUUGAAUUCAUUCGUGGAUGUUGGGGGUGGCACCGGGGCUGUGGCCAAGGCCAUUGCUGAGGCAUUCCCACACUUAAAGUGCACUGUGCUUGAUCUUCCACAUGUUGUUGCUAACUUGCAAGGGACUAAGAACUUGAACUUUCUUGAAGGGGACAUGUUCGAGGCAAUUCCCCCAGCAGAUGCAAUUUUACUCAAGUGGAUACUGCAUGACUGGAGCGACGAAGAUUGUGUGAAGAUACUGAAGCGAUGCAGGGAAGCAAUUCCAAGCAAGGAGAAGGGCGGGAAGGUGAUUAUUAUAGAAAUGGUGAUACAGGAUUACAAGGAAGGAGAUAAUGAGUCCAUUAAAACCCAACUCUUCUUUGAUAUGAUGAUGAUGAUUACAGUCACUGGUAAAGAGAGAAAUGAAGAGGAAUGGAAGAAGCUCUUCCUGGAUGCUGGCUUCAGUGACUGUAAGAUAAUGCCCGUACUGGGUUUAAGGUCUCUCAUUGAGCUUUACCCUUGACAAGCUCUGGGUAGGGUUGUGUAAGUGCUUUCAAGGCAUGUGUUCAAUGUUGCUAAUUACAGAUUUAGAAUAAUAAACGUUGACAUGUCGAUGGGUUGUGUAAUGUGUAAGUGCCCUUAACGCCAUGGAAGCAUUCUAUAAUGGUGUUGGACUGGUUUUGAAUAAUAUGUUCAGACAUAAAGUCUUCUUCAGUACUCCAAAGACUUGACAGUUUUUUCUUUUUC
Molecule: messenger RNA, 1309 nt
Organism: Cornus florida
Lineage: Eukaryota; Viridiplantae; Streptophyta; Magnoliopsida; Cornales; Cornaceae
Product: trans-resveratrol di-O-methyltransferase-like
Exons: 2
Coding region: 9-1085 (358 amino acids)
Biological process (GO): methylation
Molecular function (GO): protein dimerization activity; S-adenosylmethionine-dependent methyltransferase activity; O-methyltransferase activity
Source: RefSeq, a predicted model, not a curated record